AUGCGCUUCACAGUGAUCGUCGGUCUCUUCUUUGCUUUCGGCACUGGCGAUUCUGAAAAUCAGCGAGUGUCAUCGCCGCAGACAUCACCACAGUCAGAUGCUGCCGCCGCGGUCGCUCGCUUGACUGUGCAAAAACCUGAGCUGCAACAUGUCGCUCUGCUCUUCCGGCACACAGUUCGAGCGCCACGAGUGUUUCCACCGAAUGAUUCCCUGCUCAGACCUGACUUAUUCCCGCGUGGAGUGGAGCGGAGCACACGAGAAGGGCUCCUAGCGACGCGGAACACCACUCUCGUGUGGAGAGAAUGGUACAAGGAUUUUCUGACGGGUGAUCCCAAUGAGGUGUACGCCAGGAGCUCUCAAGCUGAUCGGUGCCACGAAACUCUCGCCAUGGUCCUGGACACAUGGUAUCCUUCGCCAGAUGAUCUGCCGCUCAGCCAGGUAGCGAUUCGAAUGCCACCCCGAGGUCAUGACAAAUAUGUCGAGAAUUGCGGGAACAUGCGCUACAUCACUCGGGACUACGACCCCGAGUUCCCAGUCGCAGACGCUAUUUACGCCGAAGAGGGCUUCCGGACCGUGGGAGAUUACGUGAAUUUUCUCCGAACGCGGACUCAGCUCCAGAACGAGAGCGUGAACUUCUUCUACAUGGCCUACAUGGAAGGUUUCCUAUCGCUCGACUACGAAUAUAAUUUCACGCGGCGAGACCAUUGGAUGUUCAAUUACCCCAAGACGAGGGAAUUCGCCAGGCUCUAUCUGCUCAAUAACAGCAUCAACGUUAUGGCUCCCUACUACGCACACUAUCUGAUGGAAGGCAUCUCAAAUGAGCUCGAGAAAGCCGCGAAUGGGAUAUCUCGAAUCAAGCUCUCCCUGUUUUCAUUCCAUGACUUGAACCUUCUCUCGGUGCUCCGGGCUCUAGGCCACAACGAUUUGGCGACCGACCCACUGGCGGCUGUGGCUCUUGAACUCUGGAAGAAUCGGAGCGGCUACCGAGUGGCGCUCCGCGUUAGCGAGGGUAUUACCACAGAAUGGAAAUACAGACCGGGCAGAUAUAUAGAUAUCUACAACGGUACCGAAAAAGUCGACGAACUCUCAGAAAUCCUCUAUCUGAUGAGGAAUUUCUUUCGAUCACAGCUGAACGUAACGGAUUGCGGCUAUUUCGGCUCAGAUGCGAAGAUUUGA
This is a messenger RNA of Galendromus occidentalis (western predatory mite), 1176 nucleotides long. RefSeq lists its product as uncharacterized. The record is from RefSeq and is a predicted model, not a curated record. Lineage: Eukaryota; Metazoa; Arthropoda; Arachnida; Mesostigmata; Phytoseiidae. The transcript is spliced from 3 exons. Gene Ontology annotation, molecular function: phosphatase activity. Gene Ontology annotation, biological process: dephosphorylation. The coding region runs from base 1 to 1176 and encodes 391 amino acids.